This is a messenger RNA of Penaeus monodon (black tiger shrimp), 303 nucleotides long. RefSeq lists its product as uncharacterized. Bases 1 to 303 code for a protein of 100 amino acids. Gene Ontology annotation, molecular function: peptidase inhibitor activity. NCBI's taxonomy places the organism in Eukaryota, Metazoa, Arthropoda, Malacostraca, Decapoda, Penaeidae. The transcript has 2 exons. Gene Ontology annotation, cellular component: extracellular region. The record is from RefSeq and is a predicted model, not a curated record.
AUGGUGGAUUCCACGGUGGUAGUGCUAUUAUCGGAACUGGAAUCUCCAAUGGGCCCCAAACCAAUGCAAUAUUGGUGCAAGACUCCAGAAGGUCAGGCCUACUGCUGCGAGACGGUGCAUAACCAGAGACAACCUGUUGGUACCAAGCCACUGGAUUGCCCACAAGUCCGUCCCACAUGCCCACGUUUCAUGGCCCCCAAUACCUGUUCCAACGACUACAAGUGUGCUGGCCUCGAUAAGUGUUGCUUCGACAGGUGUUUGAGAGAACACACUUUGCAAGUAUUAUACAUUGGUCUUGUCUGA